CUUUACGUGCUGAUUGGAGGGCGGUGCGGGGCUUCGAUUGGCCAGCCGACGGGGAACGGAAGUGGUGCUUCUGCGGCGCCGCCGAGGGGACUCCGGGCAGCCUCCACGUGGGUUGAGUCCGUCCGGGGGUCGCCAUGGAGAGGCCCGCGAAGAAGAAAAAGAGGCCCCAGCGAUACUGGGAAGGGGACGUCAGCAAGCCUGAAUCUGAGCGGGCCGAAGAGCCUCCAGCCUCCAAGAAGACCCACCAGGAUGUGGCCCACGUGGAGAAGAAGCCAACCCCAGGCGGCAAGGGACGGGCUUCACAGUUGCCGGCCUCAUCUUUGCGCAAGGCGGAUCCGUUCCCCGGGGCAGCCGUCGUCCCCCGCAAGCGAGUGGAGAAGUUCCAGCGAGGGACCAAGCCCGAGGGGAAGGCGUCUAACCAGCAGCUGCGGCGCCACCUGGCCCUGCAGGAAGAGAAGGCCGAGGCAGCGGCCAAGCAGGCGGCUCGAAUGGAUCUGCUGCUCCUGGAGGACCCUGGCUUCCUGGAGGGCGAGGAGGGCGAAGACACUUGCACCAUCCGCCAAGCAGACAUCGCCGAUGCGGUGGACCUGGCUUCUGCCGCCAAGCACUUUGAGCUGCGGCUGGACCAGUUCGGCCCCUACAGAGCGAGCUACACGCGCAACGGCAGGCACCUCCUGCUGGGAGGGCGCCGUGGCCACGUGGCGGCCCUCGACUGGCACACGAAGGCCUUGAUGUGUGAGAUCAACGUCAUGGAGACCGUCACGGACCUGGCGUGGCUGCACACGGAGACCAUGUUUGCUGUGGCCCAGCGCCAGUGGCUGUACGUGUACGACAACCAAGGCGUGGAGCUGAACUGCUUGAAGCGCUUCCACAGAGUCCAGCGGAUGGAGUUCCUGCCCUACCACUUCCUGUUGGCCACAGCGAGCGAGACGGGCUUCCUCCAGUACCUGGACAUCUCCGUGGGGAAGGAGGUGGCCACCAUCUGCACCAAAGGGGGGCGCCUCGGCGUCAUGGCCCAGAACCCCUCCAACGCCAUCGUCCACCUGGGGCAUAGCAAUGGCACGGUGACGUUGUGGAGCCCCAAUAUCAAAGAGCCCCUGGUGCGAAUGCUGUGCCACCGGGGGGCAGUGAGGGGCGUGGCCGUGGACGGGUCUGGGACGUACAUGGCGACCUCAGGGCUCGACCGGAAGCUCCACGUCUACGACCUGCGGGCCUAUCGGCGCCUCCACUCCCUGCUGCUGCCCAUGGGGGCCGGGCACCUGGACUUCAGCCAGCGGGGGCUCCUGGGGGCUGCUUGUCAAGAGGUGGUCCAGGUGUACAAGGACAUUUCGAUCUGCCCGCCCUCCAAGCCAUAUAUUUGCCACGCCCUGCCACGGCCUGCCCACGGCCUCCGCUUCUGCCCUUUUGAGGAUGUCUUGGGGGUCGGUCACGAAGAGGGCUUUGCCAGCCUCCUCGUGCCAGGCGCUGGGCAGCCCAACUUCGAUGCCCUGGAGAGCAACCCCUUCCGGAGCCGGAAGCAGCGGCAGGAGUGGGAGGUCAAAGCCCUGCUGGAGAAGGUAACGUGGGGGGUUGGGUGGUGGGGGAGGUCCUCUCCCCCCUUGUCGCUGGGAAGGGUCGUAUCCUGGAGGGGGGGCCUUAAAGGACAGUGCAGAACAGAGAGAGCGAAGGAGACCCUCCUGCCGCCCGCGCAGAUGAGCACAGACUCUGCAGGAAGCGGUCAGCGGAGCGGAGAGUCUGGGAGGCUCAAGCAAGUCAGCCAAGCUGCAGAGGCAAUCAGGGGAAUGGGAGGGGGGAAUCCCAGGUCUCCCUUCAUCCCGAACAGCAGGCAAAAGGAGGGGGGCAGGGCCAGCGUCCUGCGGAGAGAGGCUUCCUCAGGGUGGGACCCUGCCUGCCCCCCCCCCCCACCGAGACGAACCCAAAUAUCUCAGCCGGAGCUCCAUCUGGCCAGCCCAGGAAGCCCAGAUGUGCCAGGUCACAGCUCGGUCGCUGUGGGCGGGUGGGUGGGUGCCACCCAGCUCCUCCUGGUGAGGCCGGUCGGCUGUGGGGCUGCCCUGCGUGAGAUGGGGAGGUGA
Molecule: messenger RNA, 2072 nt
Organism: Sphaerodactylus townsendi
Lineage: Eukaryota; Metazoa; Chordata; Lepidosauria; Squamata; Sphaerodactylidae
Gene: WDR46
Product: WD repeat domain 46
Exons: 14
Coding region: 135-2072 (645 amino acids)
Biological process (GO): maturation of SSU-rRNA from tricistronic rRNA transcript (SSU-rRNA, 5.8S rRNA, LSU-rRNA)
Cellular component (GO): 90S preribosome; nucleolus; small-subunit processome
Molecular function (GO): protein binding
Source: RefSeq, a predicted model, not a curated record